Molecule: messenger RNA, 741 nt
Organism: Exophiala xenobiotica
Lineage: Eukaryota; Fungi; Ascomycota; Eurotiomycetes; Chaetothyriales; Herpotrichiellaceae
Exons: 3
Coding region: 1-741 (246 amino acids)
Source: RefSeq, a predicted model, not a curated record
AUGGCUGUGAUAUGGGGUCUCGAUCUCAAGGAUAUGCAAUGGGGGAAAUUCAAGAGCUCCUAUAUGUUCGGUAACAAGGAUUACCAUCUACGACGGACGAAGUUCGUCGUCUACCAGAUCGCUAUGAUCUUUUGCGUUGUUUCUGAAUCUGUCGGUACUGCAGCUCUAUCAGACUACGUCGAGCAACAAUCACGGAUAGAAAAGCUACACUCAUCAGCAGCCGUCCAUAAUGACGACUUCGUCGGCAUUGCCUCCUACAACAUAUUUGUGGGUAUUGCCGUGGCUACCAUCUUCGGAGCCGCCUUCUUCUUCGACCUCUUCUUCCCAGAGCGAUACGAACCUCGCAAUAUCCGGUGGGCAUGGAGAAUCAGUGCCCUUGUGAUCACGCUGAUGACAUUCGCCGAUGCAUUGGCAUUGACAGUCAUCGUGGCUACUGGCAACGCCUGGAUCUCUGCGAGCUCGGAGGAUGCCGAAGAGAUUGCGCGGGAGAAGAUCAACCCUCCUCUGAGAUACCGUGACAAUGGCCGGGCGAUUGCAAGCGUUGUAUUUUUAUGGGUUGGACUCUGCGGGACCAUUGCUAGCUGUAUUAUUCUCUGGCUAUACUACCAGCACCUCGACACCUAUGGUCCAAAAUCCCAUACUGCUCGGAUGCGAGAUGAUGUCGACAAGAGCAUUCUCAAAACCGAGCGAGUCACCUCGGACAUGACCACCAGAGACCAAGCGUCCAAAUACCAGGCCUAG